AUCUAAAAGCGCUUGCACACUUCCAAAAUUUUGGGCGAGCAGCGAAUUUUCAUGGCCUUGAAACUCAUAUUACUAAAUAUGAUUGGCUCUACAAAAAGCUGCGUGAAAAUGUACUUUGUCAGAGCCAAUCAUAUUUAGUAAUGUGCAUUUCAAGGCCGUGAAAAUUCGCUGCUCGCCUAAAAAUUUGGAAGUGUGCAAGCGCCUUAAAUGUUCAAAUACACCAUUGACAGAUAUUCGUGCCAUUUCUCUUGGAGGUAAAAUGAGUUUAUAACAGAGGGACAAACAAGAAGACUAUAUACAGGAGGAACAACUCGAGUAUUUCCGAUGGUCCCGAUUUUAACGGACGAUUGGGUGUACUACCCCGAGGCGCACUAGUCUUCUGCACAUCUCAACACAUGCAUAACUGUGUAUAUUUUAUAUAUAUUCCAUCUGACAGCUGUAACAGCUGCAAGUUUUUAUUAUCCCCUCAUAUUGAAUAAUAAGUGUAAAUAUUAAGUGAACUUAAUAUUUUUAAUACAGAAAUUUCUAAUAAAAGUGAGAAGUGUAUUUAACACUAGUGUUUUUAAUUAUGAUUCGUAUUGAUGAAGAGUGUUAAUUUAAAUAAUAAAAGUUGUAAUGGGAUUUUCAUAACCAUUUUUUAUCUUACAAUAAAAAAAAGGGCAUGUUAUAUUAUAAAUUAUUAUCUAUCCUAUUGUAAUAUAUAAUUUAUUAUAUAUUUAUUAUUGCUGCAAUUAUAUUUAUUUCUGUUAUAGCAUUGUAUUUGAGGUUAACCAUAACCUCCAAAGAGGAAUUUUUCCAACUGAACUAAGUUUUCGGAUUUAACGCUCUACGAUAUUUCAAAGAUUUUAAAAGAGAUUUAUAAAUUAUAAAAACUAAUAAAGAUGAAAUCAAGCAAAAAUAUUUCAGAAGAUACAAACUCUUUUAUGGCAUUUCAUUUAGUGUUUUCAAAAUCAACUGUCACAGAACUUGCACAUAACCAAGAAAAUUGUAAACAAAACAAACACACAUUAUUUAAAGAUACACAGAUAGAGUUUAUACAGUUAUGCAUGUGUUGCGAUGUGCAGAAGACUAGUGCGCCUCGGGGUAGUACGCCCAGUCGUCCGUUAAAAACGGGACCACUGCUCUCUAUGAACAAGCAGCUUUCUGCAAGUGGACAGAGACACCAAAAGAUGUCGAAUCAACCUCAAGGCAACCAGAGACGAGGAAACAAUUGAAAUUGACUUUAAAUUGCUUCAAGACUUGCUAUCAUUAAAAGAAUUGUCAAUUAAUUAAUUAAUUAAUUAAUUUGCAGGAUAUAAAAUUUUAAAAAAAAUGUAUAUUAUAUUUUUAUAUAAUAAUAUAUAAUACACUGUAAUA
Molecule: messenger RNA, 1356 nt
Organism: Leptopilina heterotoma
Lineage: Eukaryota; Metazoa; Arthropoda; Insecta; Hymenoptera; Figitidae
Exons: 2
Coding region: 882-1214 (110 amino acids)
Source: RefSeq, a predicted model, not a curated record